AUGCUGGAAAUCAGCCGGCUCUCCAAGGACUAUCCGACACCGCGAGGCCCUCUCUAUCUGCUCGAGGACAUUUCGUUCUCCCUGGGCCGGGGCGACGCCGCCGCCAUCAUGGGACCCUCCGGCAGUGGCAAGAGCACGCUGCUCUACAUUCUCGGCACGUUGGAGCCUCCGACAGCCGGCGAUGUGGUGCUGGAGGGAUGCCAUCCCUUCCAAUUGGCGGAGCGGGACCUGGCCAGGUUCAGAAACCGGCACAUCGGCUUCAUUUUCCAGGACCACUGCCUGCUGCCGCAGUGCUCCGUACUGGAAAACGUGCUGGCCCCGACCCUGAUCCAGAAAGCGGCCGCAAACUACCGGCAGCGGGCGCUGCAUCUGCUGGACCAGGUGGGACUCAAAGAUCGGAUGGACCACCGCCCCGCCGAGCUGUCGGGAGGCGAGAAACAGCGGGUGUCCAUGGCUCGCGCCAUGAUUCGAAACCCUUCGCUGCUGCUGUGUGACGAGCCUACCGGAAAAUCUGGACAGCCGCUCGGCGGCAUCGGUGGCCGACCUGCUGGUGGAGCAGCACCGGCAGCACGGCUCCAUUCUGGUGGUGGUCACUCACAGUUCGACUCUGGCUGA
Messenger RNA from Geodia barretti, 615 nucleotides. The record is from the annotation of a GenBank genome assembly. Lineage: Eukaryota; Metazoa; Porifera; Demospongiae; Tetractinellida; Geodiidae.